CUCACUUCUUCCCAGCCCAACAUCGUCAUCUCCAACGACUCUUGUUCGAGGAGUGCAGCGUCUGGUGAUCGAGAGCUUAACAGUCUAUCAUGAAUCUCGCUGUUUCUCCAGUCUGAGAUGUCCGACGCGUCUGGCACUCUUGCUCCAAGCGCGUCCAAGCGACCACGGCCGGUCAUAUCAUGCCUGGAGUGCAGGAGGAAGAAGCUCAAAUGCGAUCGACUUGAUCCAUGUCAGCAAUGUAUCAAGAUCGGUCGCCCAGGCCGGUGUACAUACCAGUCUGGACAGGAACCUGUGCCGAACACCGCUUACUUACGUGUCCAUCCAAGCAAGCGGCAACGCUUAACCUCGCCAGCCGCAGAAGAUGGUAACAGCAACACCGCGACUCUGGAAGACUCUCAUUCACCUGUUUUACACUCCGCGGGCAAAGGCGUGGUUGAAGAUCUUCAGGAAAGAGUGGCUAGACUCGAAAGAGCUCUCCUUGCACAUGCUCCCGAGUCCGACGGCGAGUUGAUAGCCCCCGAAUCAGCGACGGCCCAGGCCAGGAGUGAUGAACAUGAGCAGCAAGUUCAAGUUCCAGCAGUAUCGACUAAUCUAAGCUCACAAUUUCCAGAUGCGUGCGCCUUCAUGGCGAAAUUGGCACAUGAUCCCGAACUUGCAACGCUGCGGGUAGAUCUCAAGUCUGUGCACCAUGCUGUCGAGAUGAACAACCACAGGAUAUGGCACGAACAAGGCCCGACUGUGCCCAUCGGUCAAAGGCCACUUGAACUCCCACCUCUCCACGUCUGCGAGAGAUUGACAACCCUCUAUUUCGACAAUAUGGAACACUGUUUCAGAAUUUUGCAUGCUCCUGCCUUCCGAGAGCAACUCAAAAUGCUCUUCACCGACGGUGCCGGAGAGCAGGCCUGCAGCUUUGGCUUCAUCCCCCUCCUUUUUGGCGUCCUUUCUAUCGGUGCAAGCGUUGGGACCCACGGAGAAUGCGAGAUCGGGGCUUCAACUUCCAUCCUGCACCCAUCUCGCGUUCUGCGGGUCAUGAGAAACUUCCUUAGCAGCGUACGGCGGCGACAAAGGUACCUGCUGCCAGUCUUGCAGGUGAAGAUGCUUGUACUCGUCUGCCAGUGGAGCUAUUUGGGCCGAAUCGAUGAUCUGUUCAUACUCAGCGGGGAGAUUCUUCGCGAUGCUUUGAUAAUGAAGCUGAACCAGGACCCAUCAACGCUAGGUGGCAUAAGCGUCUUCGAAGGAGAAGUCCGGCGCCGUAUGUGGAUGACAGUUGUCGAGAUCGAUCUCAUGCUCUGCAUUCUAUGCAAGAUACCGUGUACGGUACCUCCAUAUACAUCCAGGCCUCCACAAAACAUCAACGACGACGAAUUCUACGACGGCAUCACAGCGCUACCGGGAUCAAGGCCUACAGAAGAAUGGACUGACGGACUCUGUCAACACGUGCUGUCUCAAUCUUUCCCGCUGCGUCUCGCGGCCUGCAAGCAGAUGGACGGUGCCAGCCACAUCAAGCUCACAGAACUUCUGGGCUACACUCGAGACGUUGAGAAGGUGUUGCAAGACCUGCCCUCACCUUUGCGAUUCAGUUACAUGGGCGACCAAGCAAGCAAGACGCCUCCACGCCUGCUGGCCAGAAUGGAGCUGGACUUCAGCAUACGACGACCCCUCAUGCAUCUUUACACCUGUUUUGCUGCAAGUCCCCACGCCCACGACAUUCAACAGGAAUGCACCGACGGUUUCCUGCAAUCUUGUCUCAUGAUUACCACUUUUCAAGACCUGUUCGACCCUAGGUACUCGGAGAUCGACGUACCCCGACCCGAGGGCUACUGGGAUUUCUUCCACAACCUCUACCGACACGAACUCGGCCAAGCCAUUCUCGGGCUCUGUCUCGAAAUCAAAAGGCUUGGUACGAUGGCUUCCACGGUCGACCCUACUUCGCAAGUACUAGUACCUUCCGGGAAUGCUGUCGCGCCGAUCGACGGCAUCAGUGCCACUGCACCUCUGCGGCUGCCGGCAUACACAAAAUCCAGCCUGGUACAUUCUGUGCAAGACACUUUGGAACCCAUGAAACUUCGACUGGCUCAUCCCGGCGCCAACUUCAAGGACAUUGUCUACUUUACCGUCGUCUUGACUUCUCUUUUGCCCGAACAUCCCGAGCAAACGAAAGAAGCCAGCAUUCGGACAGCGUUGCAGGAUCUGGUCCAGGACUGUCUUGCUCAAUUGCAACGAGAUCAUGUGCAACUAUUGACCCCUAGGUCUCUUGACAGCUCACCGGACGCGCUGGGAUCGUCAUCAGGCCAGGAGGAGGGGCCGCCGACAGGCUAUUCGUACGAUCCCGUCUGGACGGGCUUUCCGGUUAUCGAGGUCUUUGAGCCUUUAGAUGUCUAUGACCCGCCUGCCAGCAAUGACAGGUAGUAAAGCACGGCAGCUCUGAGCAUCGGAUUGUAUCUGUUACACUAUGUCUUGUGGCACUCUUUGAAGAAGAUGGGAAUCAAGCGGGCGUAGAGACAUUGACUGGGCCGUCAAGGCUAGCGAGACGGUGGUCUCGCAUUGCCAACCCUGCAUUCCGCCUUUCGAAACAGUGGUUCUCUAUGGCUAGUACUAUAUUGCGCAUUGCGACGUCUCUUGCUGCGAGCACUUACUUCUACUUUUUCUCCGGUAACGGAUUGUCAUUGUAGGCUAGGCAUACCUGCAUUUUGGCCUAAAGCUAAAAGGAUCGAUCCCAAUCCCAAUCCCUAUCCCUGUCUC
Exophiala xenobiotica is the source of this 2742-nucleotide messenger RNA. RefSeq lists its product as uncharacterized. The record is from RefSeq and is a predicted model, not a curated record. Bases 118 to 2409 code for a protein of 763 amino acids. The transcript has 3 exons. Lineage: Eukaryota; Fungi; Ascomycota; Eurotiomycetes; Chaetothyriales; Herpotrichiellaceae. Gene Ontology annotation, cellular component: nucleus. Gene Ontology annotation, biological process: regulation of transcription by RNA polymerase II. Gene Ontology annotation, molecular function: DNA-binding transcription activator activity, RNA polymerase II-specific; zinc ion binding; RNA polymerase II cis-regulatory region sequence-specific DNA binding.